Messenger RNA from Scleropages formosus (Asian bonytongue), 1826 nucleotides. Its product is annotated as transmembrane protein 251. Bases 157 to 576 code for a protein of 139 amino acids. The transcript is spliced from 2 exons. The record is from RefSeq and is a predicted model, not a curated record. NCBI's taxonomy places the organism in Eukaryota, Metazoa, Chordata, Actinopteri, Osteoglossiformes, Osteoglossidae.
UCUGGGAAGUUUCUGCAGUGAGAGUGCAACACGAAUGGUUGGAGGAUGUAGAAGGAUAACCGUGGAACAUAAUCAUCAAUGUAUAAGACGACAACCGCCGAGUAUCCUCGCAAAACGAAUGUAAUACUUCAAUGAGUACACAGAGGAAUAUGGAGAAUGAUGAACUUCCGCCAGCGGAUGGGCUGGGUAGGCGUCGGGCUGUACUUGCUGGCUAGCGUGGCCACGCUCUAUUAUGUUUUCGAGAUUAGUCAGAAGUACAACCGCCUGACUCUGGAGCUGGUGGAGCAGGCGGAAGGACCUGCCCCACCAGAGGGACCAGCCUCUGCACCGUCUUUGCCCCCUUGGACCAGCAGUUUGAAAACGCGUGUUCUGUCCUUGCCUUUCUGGUUAUGGGUCACCCUAUUUCUACUGCCUUACCUUCAAGUAUUCCUUUUCCUGUACUCCUGCACCCGUGCGGAUCCAAAAACUGUGGGCUACUGCAUUCUGCCCAUCUGCCUGGCCAUUCUCUGCAACCGGGACCAGAGCUUCGCAAAGGCUUCCAACCAGAUCAACCGAUUGCAACUGAUUGAGACUUAACUUGAGUGCUUUGGAUCUUCAUGUUAUCAGUUAAGUGGUGAAUCCCAUCUCAUGUGCUCCAUGUCCUUGCCCAUUUUCAUGUUGUCACACACUCUCUAGAUACUUUUUAUCAGUUUUGGGGGGUAUGAUAAAUAGGUAAAGUUGUCUGAGGUUUAUUAAUAAAACAGCUUAUUGUAGUUUAUGUUUGGCUCUGAUUAUACUUUAAAAAAAUGUUUAAACACUGACAAUUAGUCCCUGAAGUGGAAGACCCACAUAAAACCUAUCAUGUUAGCAUGUGUUGAUGUCUGAUGCAUGGGCAUUUUUAGAUUUGUGCAUCUUUUGUCAUGCAGGGUUGUUUUAAUUGCAUUUAUUGCAGAUAAUUUGCUGGUAUUGACCACUCUUCACUAAGCUAAUUUGGAGUCUUGGUUAGAAAAUUGAGUGGACCAGUGCAGGAGAGUUGUAGGUAAUUAUUGAUGCACCUCUCAGGGGAUGUGCCAUUUUGAAGUGAAUGUAUUGUGUAAUCUAACUUAAAGUUGCUGUUUUGUACUUUAUAAAAAAUCGGUCUGAGCCUUCUGUACAAUCAGAGGCAUUCCAAAAAGCCUCUGGAGCCUAAGUCUGAAUAAAAUCGAUUUCAUGUCUGUACUCUUGAUAAAACACACGGCAAAUUAACUGUCAAAGUGGCGUAAGUCUAUACUUCACAGCAGGAUUAACCAAUGAAGGCACAAGAUGUCUAAAUUUUGUUUAUAUAUAUAUAAACUCUGUUGUGAAGGUGUAUGUUUUGUUUGAAACAUUUUAAGUUUAUUCUUAUUUAGAGAAUUCUAAAAUCAAAUUUCACUUGACACCAUUAUACACAAAUGGGCUCAAGUUUCUAUAAUAUCCACUGGCAGCAAGUUAAGCAGAUGUUUUUUUUCCCCCCAUCAUUUGUCAAAUUUUUUAUACUUAACAGUACACUAAUUUAAUGUCAUUGCAGAAAUAAGAGGAAUUAAAACAGACAGCAAAUGUUUUAUUUGAAUGUCAGCUUAUUUGACAAGUAUCAUACCUUGUGUUGGUCCUGCAGGAGGUAGAAUUAAAAUGUCUGUAGCUGCUGUUUAUAUUCAGUCAUAACUAGUAAUUCUGUCUGUCCUUCACACUUUUCUAAAUUUCUUUCCAUUGCAAUUUUCCCCUUUCCUAAAAGUUUUUUUUUUCUUUCUAUAUGAUUGCACUGUCCUCACCUGGAAUCACUGAAAGCAUGUUUGAACACUCCAAUAGCAUUAAAGAAAUUGUCUUGGGAA